Cebus imitator (Panamanian white-faced capuchin) is the source of this 1573-nucleotide messenger RNA. RefSeq names its product cyclin-Q-like. The transcript is spliced from 2 exons. The record is from RefSeq and is a predicted model, not a curated record. Bases 527 to 1213 code for a protein of 228 amino acids. Gene Ontology annotation, molecular function: cyclin-dependent protein serine/threonine kinase regulator activity. Gene Ontology annotation, biological process: regulation of transcription by RNA polymerase II. NCBI's taxonomy places the organism in Eukaryota, Metazoa, Chordata, Mammalia, Primates, Cebidae. Gene Ontology annotation, cellular component: nucleus.
AGUAUUAGAACUAUGAAGAGCCAGUAUGAAGCAUUAAUGAAUUUAUGCUUUAUCUGAAAAGCAAUGGGAAACUAUUUGUGGAUCUUGAACACGGGAGCAGCAAGACAAGAUCUAAAGUUUGAAAACCUCAUUUGACUGUUGUGAUAAUUCCAUGUAGGAGAGCAAGAGGGGAAACAGCAAACGGAAAAGAAACUCGUAGAAAUGAGAUGGUCACCUGGACUAGGUUGUUGGUAAUAUGAGGAGAGUAAAUUAGAGAUAUAACAAGGAGCAGCACAGGCAGGAUCCGCUGAUUGAUUAGACUCACGCCAGCUGCUCCUCAACGCUCUGGUCACUCUAGCCACACUUCUAUCAUAGCACCUCUCAAUACAUAGCACUUCUCCGUUAAUAAAUCUGUACUUUCCGUGGCGGGGUGGCGCUGCUGCGCCCGCCGCGAGUACCCCCCGCCCCGCUCUGCCGGCCUCUGCGCGCCUGAGCGCUUUUCCUUCCGCCGGGGCCGCUUUUCCUUCCGCCGGGGCCGCAGGGCCUCAUGGAACGCCCGGAGGGCGGCGGACGGGGACCAGUAGCGCGGGGGCCCGAUGGACGGCCAGCGCCCGAAGCUAGAGUGCACUUCCGAGUGGCGAGGUUCAUCAUGGAGGCAGGUGUCAAGCUGGGGAUGCGGUCCAUUCCCAUUGCCACUGCUUGCACCAUUUACCAUAAGUUCUUCUGCGAGACCAACCUGGACGCCUAUGACCCUUACUUGAUCGCCAUGUCUUCCAUUUACUUGGCUGGCAAAGUGGAAGAGCAGCAUCUGAGGAUUCGUUAUAUCAUCAAUGUGUCCAACAGGUACUUUAAUCCAAGCGGUGAGCCCCCGGAGUUGGACUCCCGCUUCUGGGAGCUCCGAGACAGCAUUGUGCAGUGCGAGCUUCUCAUGCUGAGAGUUCUGCGCUUCCAGGUCUCCUUCCAGCACCCACACAAGUACCUGCUCCACUACCUGGUUUCCCUCAAGAACUGGCUGAACCGCCACAGCUGGCAGCGGACUCCUGUCGCCGUCACUGCCUGGGCCCUGCUACGGGACAGCUACCACGGGGGGCUGUGCCUCCGCUUCCAGGCCCAGCAUAUAGCCGUGGCAGUGCUCUACCUGACCCUGCAGGUCUAUGGAGUCAAGGUACCUGCUGAGGUCGAGACUGAGAAGCCAUGGUGGCAGAUUUAUACCAUGGACACAGAGAUCCCCUAAGGCCCUGGCCCAGGUCUGCCCAAAGAGAAGCCCAGGAUGGUCAGCUGCCUGGGGACACUACCACCACGUCGCAUCAUGGCUGGUCCCCAGAGGGCCAGCUGGGAGGACUGGUUGUGCUGCUGGAGAAGGGCCGGUGAAGGCGAUGACAUGCUGCCACUUUGACAGUACCUAGCAGUCGCGGUCCCGACGAUGAUGGGAGCCGCGACUCCAGCGGGCAGGCUGGGAGCGCACUGUGUGCAGGUGACCCAAGGCAGCCACAUCUGCUUUUGUCCUUUGAGAGGACUCUGACUACAAUAGAGGCAUGACGUCAAUGAAAGGAAAAUCACGAAAUAGAUGAGACUGAAUCCCUAGGGAUUUUUU